CGUGGAAUCGGAGACUUUGUGGAUGCAAAUGUAUUUCUUGGAUGCCACCUGCUGCAAUUCCUUUAAAUAGAGGUUCUUUUUUAUGAGCCUCAAUUCCUUUAAAUAGAGGUUCUUUUUUAUGAGCCUUUGUUUUUUAUUUAUCAUCGAUGUUUGUUUCUACUGUUACAUUUAGGUGUUUCUUGGAUAACCGUUCGUUUGUUCCUGCAUAAGAAUGUCAUGUCAGAAUAGCUCAAUAUUGCAGUAUACCCAUUCGAUUUUUCCUAACUCUUUAAGAACAAUGCACCUACACUUCAUCUCAAUCAGGGCGAAAGGGUGUGCACACUACCCAUUUGCAGUUUUCGAGAUUCGAUAAUGUCUAGGUCUCACCAACGCAACAUAAAAUAGAUAAGGCUAAGACAAAACUGAUCUACCCUUACUUAUUUUGCGAGAGAAAUACAAACAACUUACUGAACAGUUACUUACUGUCAAGUUUCUUUAAUUAGUUUCUGGAUAUACCACUAUUUCUCUCAUAUUAGAUGCUGUCAGAUUGAUCAAGUUGGUGAUAUGCAUCAUUCCAUCGAAGGCGAAUCAAGAUCAAAGAAGGAACAUCUUUGUAACUAAUGCAAUCUAUAGUUUAUACACACCAAAGAUCUAAUAAUUUAUCCUACAGAAAGUCCAUAUGCACUAACCCUGUAUUUUCUGGAUCAAGCGGUAAUUGUGCCAUUGUUACUUUAUGGCAAGAACAUGAAGAAACCUUUGAUACAGAUGCUCUUCACAAAGCCUCUUAUGAGGAUAGCAUUGUAUGCUGUUUGCAGGCAUGAGUGUCUCCAGGGGACAGGUAUGCCACCUCCGGGAAUGUUAGCCUUCAAGAGUAAAUCUCUGACGCACCACAAUUUUCUUUGUAUAGAGAUAGAAGCUCCACAGCAGAAGGCAAGAAAAGAAAGUAUGCAACGCCAAGUGCUACAUCAGCUAAGAAAAGGAGUGUUUGGUUUUGAUCACUCCGUCAACCCCCUGGUUUUGUUGCCGGGUGUUCGCUGCAGCUCUUCAACACAUAGUGAUGAUGGUCAUUUCGAAGAAAAAAAACAUAGUGAUGACGUAGGACUGCUACCAGGAUAUUAUGAUAUCACCCUUCACCAAGAAGACAUAUUUGUUCGAGAGCAUGACUGAAUAUAAUUAAGAGGAUGCGCUGUUGCCUAUUCAGAUUUUUUCGGGUGUAUUGGCGAUAAUGAAUAUGUUCACUUUAAGAAGUCAUGAGAGAGUUUAACAGGAUAGUAAUAUGGGUUCCAUUUUGCUAUAUGCAAAUCGUGUGUGCUUUAGAUGAAUCUGUUUACUGCUAUAUUCAUUGGAACAAGUGUUGUGAUGGUGGCUAAAAUAGGGUUCGUGCGUGGAGUUACAACUUUGUUUGCUGUGACUUGCCAAAAUUACCAAGCCUGCUGUUGUAA
This is a messenger RNA of Lolium rigidum, 1421 nucleotides long. RefSeq lists its product as uncharacterized. The record is from RefSeq and is a predicted model, not a curated record. The transcript is spliced from 4 exons. The coding region runs from base 724 to 1146 and encodes 140 amino acids. Lineage: Eukaryota; Viridiplantae; Streptophyta; Magnoliopsida; Poales; Poaceae.